ACUUACGUCGUUAAAGAGGGCUGGGGAGAAAGGAACGAGGUGAACGGCCUGCGUAGCUCCGUGACGCAUACAGCAAUUGCUUAAUAAAGUCAAUAUUUAAGCGUUAUUUUCUACUGGUGUGCUUGAUUUGCUAAGCUAGUUUAGUCUCGCGCAUUUUGUAGAAAACGGUUGCGUUUAAUUCGGAUAUUAUUGCAGCAGAUAACGUAAGAACAAACCGCGUCAAACGUUAGCUAACGCAGAGUUGAGUGUUGUUUUUCCAACAUGAGAGGGGGAUCGUCCUAUGGAGACAGAGACCGAGACCGUGGACGAGACAGGCCACGAUUUUCGUCCAUGAGUGGUCGUGGUGGACCCCCACCAAUGAAGUUUGGGAAUCCAGGAGAGCGUCUCCGUAAGAAGAGGUGGAACUUGGACGAGCUGCCUAAAUUUGAGAAGAACUUUUAUGUGGAACACCCUGAUCUUCAACGCCUCAGUCAGUAUGAAAUGGAAGAGUUUCGCAGGAAGAAGGAAAUCACCAUCAGAGGCUCUGGCUGUCCAAAACCUGUCACUGCUUUUCACCAUGCGCAGUUUCCUCAAUAUGUGAUGGAUUCGCUGAUGCAGCAGAAUUUUAAGGAACCCACAGCGAUUCAGUGUCAGGGCUUCCCUGUGGCGCUGAGCGGCAGGGACAUGGUGGGAAUUGCACAGACUGGCUCUGGAAAGACACUGGCUUAUCUCCUUCCUGCCACUGUUCACAUCAACCAUCAGCCCUAUCUAGAGAGGGGAGAUGGUCCAAUUUGUCUGGUCCUGGCCCCAACCAGAGAGCUGGCCCAGCAGGUUCAGCAGGUUGCUUAUGAGUAUGGCAAGUCUUCACGUAUCAAAAGCACCUGUGUCUAUGGUGGAGCACCCAAAGGACCACAAAUUCGAGAUCUUGAGAGGGGUGUUGAGAUCUGUAUCGCCACACCUGGUCGUCUCAUUGACUUCCUCGAGUCAGGGAAGACCAACCUGAACCGCUGCACCUAUCUGGUGCUGGACGAGGCUGACCGCAUGCUAGAUAUGGGCUUUGAGCCACAAAUUCGCAAGAUAGUUGAACAAAUCAGGCCUGACAGACAGACGCUGAUGUGGAGUGCAACUUGGCCGAAGGAGGUUCGGCAGCUUGCUGAGGACUUCCUGAGGGAUUAUGUGCAGAUUAAUAUCGGUGCUCUGGAACUCAGUGCAAACCACAACAUCCUGCAGAUAGUGGACGUCUGCAUGGAGACGGAAAAGGACAACAAACUUCUUCAGCUGAUGGAGGAAAUUAUGGCCGAGAAGGAAAACAAAACCAUCAUCUUUGUGGAGACCAAGAAGCGUUGUGAUGAUCUUACCAGGAGAAUGAGGCGGGAUGGAUGGCCAGCUAUGUGUAUUCAUGGAGACAAGAGCCAGCCAGAGAGAGACUGGGUACUUACAGAAUUUCGGAGUGGUAAAGCACCCAUACUCAUCGCUACUGAUGUCGCCUCCCGUGGUCUGGACGUGGAAGAUGUCAAGUUUGUCAUCAACUAUGAUUACCCAAGUUCCUCCGAGGAUUACGUCCACCGCAUCGGGCGCACGGCCCGCAGUACCAACAAAGGCACUGCCUACACCUUUUUCACCCCUGGGAACCUGCGGCAGGCCAGAGACCUGGUACGGGUCUUGGAGGAGGCCCGGCAGGCCAUCAACCCAAAACUGCUUCAGCUUGUGGACUCAGGCCGUGGUGGAGGAGGAGGCGGUGGAAGAAUGCGUUACCGUGGCAGCACCGCCAACAACCCUAACCUAAUGUACCAGGAUGAGUGUGACCGCCGCCUGCGCUCAGGUGGAGGCGGUGGCGGUGGCGGUGGCAAAGACAACCGCAGCGGCUUCAACCGCACCAACCGCGAUGGAGACCGCUCCAGCUCCUCGACCUCCUACAGAGACCGGAGCAGGGAUCGCAGAAACGGCUUCAGCUCGGGCUCGGAUCAGUACCAGAGUUACAGCAGCAGCGGCUAUAACCCCCGCAGCAGUGCCCAGUCCGGAGGCAGCGGAGGUCAGGAUCAGUCAAGCCAGCCGCAAGGUCAGUUUGGCCAGCCUCCCCCCCCUUCACCUGCAGGGGGUCCGAAGCCGCUCAUGGCGCAGCAGUUUGCUCUGGCUCAGCCGUCACUAAUGGGCUUCAUGGGGCAAGCGCCGUUCCCUUUUUCCUCUCCUCCCCCGCCUACUUCAGGUGCUCCACCUCCUCGAAAGUAGAAUUAUGAGAAAGGAGCUUUCACAUUGGUAUAAGGUCCAGCACGGUUCAGGUUCCCUAAUGAAAUUUUAAACCGAAAAUAAAACCGUUUGGAACCUGGUAAGUCAGAUCCAAAAAUGCUUACUUUAUUUUCUCCACAAGAGGAAGGUAGAAGGCAAAGGAUAGGAAGAACGUGCAGAGGUCUCUGGAAAAGACAAAAAUGUGCUGUAUUUACAUUAGAUUACUAAAAGUGUGCUACAAUGCGAUCAACUAUAUCACAGAGCGUUUGUAUAAAUAACUGGGCCUGAAAUGAGCCUCCCUUGUUUCAAAGACCAUGUAUUGAUUAAAUGCUCACUGUGGAACGUGGUGAACUUUGGUUCCGCUUAACUUCAGUGAACACGGGAAAACAGGAACCGUGCUGGCGAUUGCUGAUGUGAAAUCACUGUGUGAAUUUAGUGCUACUCAUGGUGCUCACUGUUAUUUUUGUUUUUACUCUUGUUAACUCAAGAGGCAGGGAUUUGACAAAGGAGGUAAGGGUUUAUACUUUUUAUUUGUUUUUUUUUUCUUAAAUUUUCUAUCUGUAGGU
Messenger RNA from Solea senegalensis (Senegalese sole), 2771 nucleotides. RefSeq names its product probable ATP-dependent RNA helicase DDX17. Gene Ontology annotation, cellular component: cytoplasm; nucleus; ribonucleoprotein complex. The transcript is spliced from 13 exons. Gene Ontology annotation, molecular function: ATP binding; RNA helicase activity; RNA binding. Lineage: Eukaryota; Metazoa; Chordata; Actinopteri; Pleuronectiformes; Soleidae. The record is from RefSeq and is a predicted model, not a curated record. The coding region runs from base 262 to 2208 and encodes 648 amino acids. Gene Ontology annotation, biological process: alternative mRNA splicing, via spliceosome.